AUGGCAAUGACAAAAUAUUCUUCUAUUAGUAAACACUUAAAUAGGACUAUAAGGUAUUUAAAAGUAUUUGAAUCUAUAUCUGAAGCUCCAGCUCUCACUCAUUCCAAAAGUCGAUAUACAAAUUUCUCUCUUAUUUCACAAUGGGAACCUUUACGUAAUAUCCCGAAGUAUAUUCUUAUGAAAGAGGUUUUACUAAUGGCUCUUGGAAAAAACCCAGAAAUCUUUGAGCCGGAUUUGGAUAGAUUCCCUGUAUACUAUAUGAGCUUAAUUCAACCAAAUAAUAAGUUAUUUUCUAGGUAUUUGGGAAAUUCAGAAAAAAAGUCUAGAUAA
This is a messenger RNA of Cryptosporidium muris RN66, 330 nucleotides long. RefSeq lists its product as uncharacterized. The record is from RefSeq and is a predicted model, not a curated record. NCBI's taxonomy places the organism in Eukaryota, Apicomplexa, Conoidasida, Eucoccidiorida, Cryptosporidiidae. The transcript has a single exon. The coding region runs from base 1 to 330 and encodes 109 amino acids.